AUGUCUGUUGUGCAACAUGCACAAGUCAUUGAUGAUGAAGGGCACGCCGAGGUUGAAUGGAUCACCUGGCAUAUGUGCCCCCAUGUGCGACUCCGCAGUGACGAUGCUCGACAUAUUCGAUUCGAUAUUGAACAACAUGCUUGGCUUCAAGAUCUACAACACCUCUGGCGUGAUCAAUGGAUUCCACAUUUGGCUGCUCGCAUUCUGGUCGUUGAUCCUUUUCCGCCAAAGGCGCCACAUGAGCACCAUGUUGGCCAUCUUUUGAUCGUACAAGGCAACCUUCCUCAGCAUGUGCCAGUCUUGACCACGACAGUGUUUGAGUCCGCACUUGGAAGACGUCUCUCUCACCAAGCGUGUUUUCUUUCGCAGCACUUCGAACCAGCUCAGCUUUUUCAAAUCAUGCGGCUUGAAGCCAUCUGUCAGAUGCGUAGCUGUCGGAUUGCUCUAGCGGGCCAUGAUGUACCUCUUCAAGGUAUCGGACAUGCCGCAGCUGGUGACAAUGUCAAAGUUCAUGUGACACCGAGUGCUACUGCUGGUGCAUCCUUGUUUCAGACAGCCGCCGUGACCAGCAAGCAGGUAUCUUAUCAUCCAGACACCCCUGCUGCAUCCUCUACAUCACCUGAAGUAUGUCAUGAUGCACUUGAAAUGCCUUGGAUCAGCCGGACGGAUGAACGAUUUGUGUUUAAUCCAGCAGCCCCGGCCUUCGAACCUGGGCGAAUCCAUCUGGCAGGGCAAUCUGAAUUUAUACAAGAUCUCUACAGCCAAUGGUACCAACACGCAUUUGCAUGGGAAGGCGAGGUGCCUUCAUGUGUCAUUCUCACAUGGAUGGUCGAUCACACGUGGGAACAGCCUCAUGGAUUUCUUCCACGCCCUGUACGGCUCCACGAUGACUAUGACGCAUGGGAAGAUCACAUCCGUCAGGCUUGGCGAGACCUUCUGCAUCCAGAUGCUCCCUAUGAGAUCUCCCUCGUGCUCCCAAAGCCUCCCACUCAAGACAAUACGAUGGUUGCGCACGUGGUCUUGAUUCAACAUCCACGUGAAGAUUGGGUCACAAGCGUUGUCACAUGUUUUGACAACAGUGUCACUCCUCAAGCAGUGCACCAAGCCGCCAUCACUACGCAUGAACACAUCAUUCUUGAAAACCUGCUUCGUGUUCUCAACUAUUUUCAUGCAUGCAGUGGCACAAACCCAACACACUGGUGCGAAGCAUGGUAUCACGACCUUCCUCUUCGUAUCGGUGUACCCGUUCCUGGUCACCAUGGGUAUGGCAUUGUAAUCCAUGUGAACCGUCGUGAACAUCGUGAACACGAAGAUCGCACUGAUGCCUUGAAUCUUCUUCAGUUGCAAUCUACAGUGCAGAAAAGAUCAUCUUGGGAGCGCCUAACAACUGAUGCGGUGGCUCAGGCUCAGUGGCCCCAAGAUAGAUCCACAUCUCCGAAACCUGUCGGGGAUCCACUUCCCCUUCAGGAACUCAUUCCUGCACCAACCUAUAUUAACAUCGACUUCACCAAGGUGAUUCAUCUGCGGACCAAGCUUCUUUUGUUGGACCUUGGACCUGUUCAACCACGAGCAAGCGUUGUGAAAUGGCACUUGUCCACACAGGAGGCGCUUCAAUGCAUUCCUGACUGGCAAGGUGACAUGCCCUCAGGAUUAUCCUUCUUUACUGAUGGAUCUGCAGCCUGUCUUCAGGAUGACCGACGUGCAUCAGCAGCAGUCGUAUGCAUUGUCCACACUGUUCAUGGUGAUCAAUUUGGCGGUUACCGUUGCUUUGACACAAGUAGUAACGGCUAUGCUCCGCAUGCUGAAGCGGCCGCCAUUUUGACUUCUGUUCUUUGGGCAAUCCAGCUCUGUGAAACAUCAACGAGCUCCUCAACAUGGUCUAUUCAGUUCAACUUUGACUGCAUGUUUGCAGGUAUGACCGCUCAAGGACACUGGUUUGCCAAAGCACAUGAGCAGAUGCAACAUACGACUCGAGCACUGGUCCAAUGGAUGGAAGCUCGAUAUGCAGUCCAGACCCAAUGGGUGCACGUACCAGCUCAUCAAGGACAUCCAUGGAAUGAAGCAGCAGAUGCUGCAGCAUGGGCCGCAGUAUCCGCAUGGAUCCCGCAGAUGGACUUCCAGAUCCUCACUCAAUCUCUCCUUGCAGAACAACCCGCAGUUGCAUGGCUAUGGUUGCUUGACAAGGCCGAGCAAGGUCAUCCUGCCUUUCCCAGCAUCCAGCAAGGUGUGAUGAAGGUGAAUGCCUCUGCAGCAUUACAUCCUGCACCUCAAGCAGAUGAUCAUCCCUAUGUGACCAAGUCCGAACGAUGCCAACUUCCGCUUGAGACUGUCUCCUUUGAGCUGACUUGCGCAACUGCCAACGUUCUGACCCUAUAUCAGAACCGAGCUGAACAUGGUCGAGGUCUCACUGCGAGAAUGGAAGCCUUGGUUCGCGCCUUCGAGAACGAAGGGAUCAUGGUCAUUGGCGUCCAGGAGACUCGAUCUCAAAUGCAAGGGCACAGCAUGUGCCUUGACUAUCAUGUUCUUGCUGCCCCUGCCACUGUACAGGGAGUUGGAGGUGUGCAAUUAUGGGUAAAACGCAAAUGGAAGACCAAGCGUGGAAUCAUCCAGAUCUCUCAUGCCAAUUUGCGCAUUGUUCAUGCCAACCCUCAGUCCAUGGUGGUCAAACUUGCGCACGAUGAGCUUCGGCUGGUUUUUCUGGUAGGCCAUGCCCCAAAUUGUUCAACGUUUGAAACUGCCACAGCCUAUUGGACUCAGUUGAGUCAUGCCAUUCCAACUGCAUUGCGCUCUUGGCCAUUGAUUGGACUUGUAGAUGCCAAUGCUCGUGUAGGUUCUGUUGUCUCAGAGGCUAUUGGCCAUUUUGGACAAGAAACUGAGAACCUCUCUGGCGAAUGUUUCCAUCAGUGGCUACAUGACCAAUCACUGUUUUUGCCACAAACGUUUGAACAUUAUCAUCAUGGUGAGCAUGACACUUGGACUCACAGCACGGGCACCACAGCAAGGAUCGAUUACAUUGUAGUUGAUCAAGCUUUGCGACAAGACGGCAUUCGAACGAGCAUUGCCCCAGUUGACUUGACGCUCCAUCAAGCUGAUCAUUGCAGUGUGCAGGCUUGUAUUCCUAUUCAGUGCCAGAUUGCCAGACAUGAUCGACCCAAAUUACCAACCACUCUGCAAUCAGCUGCGCCGCCGCACCUGAGCUGUGACUCUGAUGUCCACACGCAUGCAGCGGCCCUGCAAAAAUGGAUGCAAGCGUCUCAGCCUCCACGUGACAAAGCACGCUGCCGAAAGCACCAUUUGCAGGAAUCUACGUGGACCAUGAUCAAAGCCAAACGAUUCCAUUGGAACCGUCUGCGCCAACUCAAACGCACCCUUCGACAGAGCAUCCUACACGAACUUUUUCAAACCUGGAAAUGCAAGAAGGUGCAUGAAGAUGUGACGUGCCUUCGACCCUGGCUGCGCCUCACUGACCAAGCCAUUGCUUUACAUAGCUGGCAACAUCAGCGCCUAUGCGCAGCUGUCACUUCGGCAGUUCGACAUGACGAUCAGCACUUCUAUGCUGCCCUUGCCGAUGAACAAGGUGCUGUUGCUGCUGAUGAGGGCUUGACAGGAUUGUGGCGCAAGAUCAAGCACCUCCUCCCAAAAGGUGUUGCCAGAAAGAAAGCCAACAUACGCUGUAUUGGCCCGCAAGUUGAUGACCUCACAGCCCAUUAUUCUCAACUUGAAGCCGGCCGAGAAAUUGCAUAUGAAGACUUGCUUCAGCAAUGUGCUCGCCGCCAAUCUGAUGCACAAACAGAUCUGCCCUUGCAAAUCCAGCUAUCCGACUUGCCGACCCGGGUUGAAGUUGAACAGAUGUGCAAGCUGGCCAAAAAGCGUAAAGCUCCAGGCCUAGAUGGAGUCCAAGCAGAGCAUCUUCAAGCCCUCAUGAGUGCCCAUUCUGAUGUAUUUUUCCAGCUGCUCUUCAAAAUGUGGACUGUUGCAGCAGAACCUAUUCAAUUUAAAGGUGGAUAUAUCUGCUCUAUCGCGAAAAAACAUGGAGCACUUACUGCAUCAGGCAUGAGAGGGAUAAUGCUCCUCGACGUGCUUGGAAAACUUCACCACAGCCUUAUGCGCCGCAAGUUGCUUCCAUGGGCCUCGCAAAACCGCAUGGAAACUCAAUUCGGUGGUUUUAGAGGGCAGCAAACUGUGUUUGCCUCGCUGCUUCUUCGCAGUUAUGCAAAAGUGAUCGAAGCCAAGAAGGUGUCGCUUGCCAUCAUCUUCGUUGAUGUGAAGAAUGCCUUCCACUGCAUGCUGCGACAACACACGUUUGCAACCUCCAUGCACUUGCCGGCCAAACUGCAGCAUAUCCUCGCAGCAGAAGGCUUGAAUCCUGAGCAGAUCACGAACGACAUUGCGCUCCAUGCUCGUGCAUUUGACAAUGCUCCUGCCACCAUUGCUCGGCUCAUUAAGGAUGCGCAUUGUGACACUUGGUUCACAUGCCCAGGAUCCGACAAGUGCUUUGAAACGACACGGGGCUCCCGUCCUGGAUCCCCUAUCGCCGAUUUAGCCUACAACAUCAUGACCAGUGCCCUCAUGAAAGAGCUCCAAGUUGCCUUGCAUCAGAUUCCCCUUAUCCAGCAAGCCAACAGUUUCAUGGAAUGCCUUUCGCCCACCAUUGCAUGGGUUGAUGACAUCGCCUUGCCGUUACCCUGCCUUCAAGCCAAUGAUUUGGAUCCACUGAUCUCUGAUGUUAUGCAGAAAGUGCAUCAGAUUUUCAGAAGUUACGGGCUUCGCCUGAACUGUGCGCCUGGCAAAACUGAAGCCAUUGUGCAAUAUCAGGGUCAUGGUGCCCCUGAACGUCGACAGGCUCGAGUUCUUGAUGAGUUCAGUCGAUUAGACGUUCCCGGACAUGAUCCUUUGCAUGUUGUCACGCAGUACACCCACCUGGGGAUUGUCGUUGCGCAGACGUGUGACUUGCGUCAAGACUUGAAGGUGAAGAUUGGCAAGGCAUGUGCAGCAUACCGAAGCAUGAGCAAAAGCAUCUUUCUGAACAGACGCCUCACCAUACCGCUUCGACUGAAGCUUCUUGAUGCCUUGGUGAUGCCCAUUGUCUUUUACGGCAGUGGCAGUUGGCCGUUACUGAAUGCUCGGCAGUUUCAACAUCUGUCAUCAGUCAUCACGAAAUGGCAAAGGCAGAUUGCAGGAGAUGGUUUUUGGAAAACUACUACCAUCACAGAUGCAGAAUUCCGUGCUCGAUGGCGCAUUCCUCCACUCGCUGUUCGUUUGGCCAAGCACCGGCUGCUCUUUUUGCUUCAGUUGCACCACCAUGGACCUCGCAUUGUUUGGGAUGUCAUCACAGCGGAGGAUUUUCUUUGUCGUUCCACUUGGUUUGAUGCACUGCGGCAUGCUUUUCAAUGGUUGAGCACCAUGAUUCCAGAUUUUCCUGUGCAGGAAUGGACAUGUGAGGAAAUUUUGCAAUGGACGCAUGAUGCACAUGCAAAGAUGCCCAAUACCAUCAGGCGUGCAGUGGCGCGCUACCUCACGCAAGAGCAGACAAUUCACCAUGUUGCGUCUAUGCACAGAGACAUCAAACAGAUCUGCCAAGAGCAUGGAGUUUGUUUCGAUGACCCACCAGCAGCAACCAAUGAUGGUUUGCUGCAUGAUGUUUUUGCCUGUCCCACUUGUUCGAAGCGAUUCUCCACCAUUCAGGGCUUGACAGCUCACCGCUGGAAGCAGCAUGGACACAUUUCUGAGGAGCGCAGAUUUGUAUACAAUGGAGUUUGCGAAGGAUGCCGCAAAUGCUUCUGGACCGCCCAACGCCUCCAACAGCAUCUUCGCUAUUCCAAAAGGAAACCCAAUGGGUGCUUUUGGUGGGUGUCUCAGCAUUUGGAUCCGCUUGACCAACCGGCGCCAGUUGCUAUGCCCGACAUUUUUCGUGGCCAACACCGCCUCCCUUGUGUUGCUGCAGCAGGGCCUGACCCCCAGACAGUUUCUACACGUUGGAGUCGAGUACAUCAACAUGAUUGGGAAGUUUGGCAAGCUGAAUGGCGCAAGCAGGGAUUUCCGGAUGAACUAUCCAGCAGUCUUUGUGAUGCAGUUCAUGACGCUCUCUCUGCAGCUACACUGAAAUGGUGCUCGGAUCCUACGUGUGAUCUCACAUGGAUGUGGUGCGAGAUUGUGGAGGAGUACAGUCAAGACGCUGCUCUACAUCCUCAAGCUAUUUGGGCCUUUGCUUUGUGGGGACGAGUCUCUAUGUAUGAUGUCAUUGACCAGAUUGAGGAUGUGGAUCACAAGCUCCAUGUGGAAGAGCAGUAUCUGCAUUUGGUUUACGAAAUGCCCGUCGCUGGCUUGUUGGACCGACUGGAGCGUUUGCACCGUGCUGCGCCUCCCGCUCCAUCCACCUCGCCAGAACCGCCUUCAGCCUGUGAUUAUCGACAACCACAACCUGCUGAGCCUUUUCCUAAUGCCUAUGACCACAGUGCUCACUUGCUAGGAUAUGAAGUCAUGAUGCUCUCCAUCGAUACCGCAGUCGGUGGUACGCUAUGUGACCUUCUGUCUGGCCCCGGUUUGGACUCCCUUAUGCGCAUUGUGCGGUGUGGUCUUAUCACAGGAUCGCUCUCUGGACCACCGUGUGAGACAUGGAGUGCUGCGAGGCACUUGCCUCCACCACCACAAAUUGUGGCACGCUGGCCUCGACCAUUGCGGUCGUCGGAACGUGCAUGGGGAUUGGAUUUCCUCACGCACCGAGAAUUGCACCAGCUGGCAACAGGCAGUGCACUAAUGCUCUCCAACCUCAAGAUCGAGCUCAUAGUGGUGCUCAAUGGUGGAGCUGCACUUCUUGAGCAUCCUGACAUUCCUGAGGAUCCUGCAUAUGCCAGUGUGUGGCGGAUACCACUCCAACAUCGCAUUUGCGGAGCUGCUCCAGGACAUCAACGUCUACACAUCCAGCAAUGGAGAUAUGGUGCGCCAGCCGUCAAACCUACGCUCAUCAGAGCAAUGGGACUGCCGCGCUCCGCUACCACAUUGCAUGGUCAAGCCAUACCAGGCCUGCAGAAACCAAUCAACACUCUGGCGGGACGUGAUGAUCAGACUGGCCAAUUCAGAACCGCGUGUGCAAAGGAAUAUCCAUCAGGGCUGUGCCGUGCACUGGUUGUCACCCUGUUUUCCGGACUUGCACGACGAAUGAAGUCUGAGGGGACUCUCAUUCGGAAUGUGUCUCUGCUCGAAGAGCGAGACAGACAAUGGCUGGACUGCGUCGCCACAGUGUCUGCGAGCAGUUUUUCCAGCGCAUUUUUGCCGGACUAUCAGCCGAAGCGCUGA
Cladocopium goreaui is the source of this 7296-nucleotide messenger RNA. NCBI's taxonomy places the organism in Eukaryota, Dinophyceae, Suessiales, Symbiodiniaceae. The record is from the annotation of a GenBank genome assembly.